Molecule: messenger RNA, 2088 nt
Organism: Oncorhynchus masou masou (cherry salmon)
Lineage: Eukaryota; Metazoa; Chordata; Actinopteri; Salmoniformes; Salmonidae
Gene: buc
Product: bucky ball
Exons: 5
Coding region: 1-2088 (695 amino acids)
Source: RefSeq, a predicted model, not a curated record
AUGAAUAAUUCUUCACACUCAAUGGGAGUUGGGCAACCACAUCAUCCAACUAAUCACACAAGACCAUUUUUCUAUGUUCAACCACCAACUCAACCUUAUUAUAAUAUGUACCAAUGGAAUAUGAACCCAUAUGGCCAGUAUGGUCUUCCCCCACCAGUAAUUCCUUAUGGGCGUCCAUAUAUGGCUCCAUAUCCAUACACUGGUAUGCAGUAUCCUGGCUAUGUGGUUCCCCAGGCUCCGAUGCAGCCUGUUGACUACAGUAGGGUGUUUAACCCCCACAUCUCCUCUGCGACCUAUGACGUCCAGUACCGCCACCACUACCAGCAACAGGCCUGUGUACUGCGAGAGACCGUAUGUUCAGAGGUUCAAACUGAUCCGAGCGACACUGUCCACAAGCUGAUCGACAGCCUGGACAGGCUCAGAACCAAUGAGAAGCCACCUGAAGACAGUGAGUUAAACCCUAAAUCUGACCUAGGGUCCCUAACCUCUGAGACAACCAUUUCUUCCUCUGGAAAUAUGGAAGAAUUCAGUGGGAUGGGUAGGGAGCUGGAGUUGAGACCUCUACCACAGAGACAACCCCAACAGGGUAAGAGGAGGCAGAGGGAGUCUCCUCUGCCCAGCAGUGUAUUCAGUGACUCUGCUAUUACAGCAGUGGUCUAUCAUGCAGAAACCAGCCAGAGUUGCCUGGAGAUGGCCACGCAGGAUUGCUGGUCCCUGGGCUCUGUGGUACUGCCCAUUGACAGCUCUUCUGUCCAUGAGGAGAGUCUGGAGGAGUCUAGGCAGCAAUGCCACUCUGAGAAGAGCCACCUGAAUACUGAACAACCUGGGAUGGAGGGGCAGUCCAGAGAACAUCCUAAUGCUCCAGAGGACGUCAAAUGUGACUCUGUGGCCUUGACACAGAGCCUUGAACUGAAUGGGGCUUCACAUGACCACCACUCACUUGACUGUCUGGCUCCAGAACAAGAUUGUGACAAGGUUCUGAUACCAUCCGCCUCUGAGCUGAAGGACCCUGUAGAAAAUUUAGCCUCCAAGGCAGAGUCCUCUGACUUGCCUUACAGAAUCCUCAGGCUGCCCUGUGAUCAGGUUACAGGCAUGCUGCUGGACGAUCCACUGUGGUAUGUUGACUCUGCUGCGUCCAGUCUGGUGCCUCCACCGCAAAGCCAUCUGUCCCCGCUUGGGAGUGCCUACUACUGUAGCUACUACCCCCAAGUGGCCCAGGAGCGCCAGAGUGUCCUCAGCCCAUCCAUAGACGAGCUCUCCUCCAGAGACGAGCUCUUCUCCACUGAUAUCGACGAUGUGGACCUUAUCUCUGGUGGUCACAUGUAUGUGGGAGGCGGCAAGCUAGCCGAGGCAACCUGCAAUACACCUGACCUCUCUGUUAAGGAAAACGUACCAACUCAAUCCAACCCAGUAGAAGAAGGGUUUGCAGCUUGUUCGAAGACCUGUCUCAGCUGUGGCCUGAGCCUGGCGGAAGAGUUGAGGCCAGACGACUCACAAGGGCUAUGCCGUUAUGUUGAGCGGGAGGAAACGGAUGACGAUGUGCAAGAGGAAGAUGACUACAAUGAGGGAGGGGAGCUGUUGAGCACCUGUCAGGUGCCUGUGAAGAAACCACAUCACCCUAACGGAGUGCCCCAGCUGCCUGCUCGCCAGUUUCAUAACAGUAAACCAAAGAGGGGCUGCUGUGAGGACCACCAUGAAGUCAUGUGUCAUGAAGAGCAGGAGCACGGUUACCUUUGGAGUUUUGACUGCUGUGAGGACCACAAAGCGACUGGCAAAGCUGAGAAGUAUAAAGGGAAAGGAGGACAAAGAAAUGCCCCAUGCAGGCCUUAUAAUGAGAAACCUUGGAGAGCGGGCACUGUGGCAUCAGACCAAGAUAGCUGGGGGAGUUCUGGUGCCAAAUAUAAGCCAAAGUCUUGGAGACCGUACAAUGGGUCACAAGAACAAAGUGAGUUUCCUUUUCGAACUGCUGAAAGGCCAUUCGUUCAGCAGAGGCACCGAAGGACUGACUAUGAUGAUCAUGAAGAAUCCGAGUUCUCUCGCUGCCAGAGGGGCCGAGGGACCACAAAGAGAAGGGGCACAAGAUAUUAG